Haliotis rufescens (red abalone) is the source of this 1812-nucleotide messenger RNA. RefSeq names its product beta-1,3-galactosyltransferase 1-like. The transcript has 2 exons. Gene Ontology annotation, molecular function: hexosyltransferase activity. The record is from RefSeq and is a predicted model, not a curated record. The coding region runs from base 312 to 1553 and encodes 413 amino acids. NCBI's taxonomy places the organism in Eukaryota, Metazoa, Mollusca, Gastropoda, Lepetellida, Haliotidae. Gene Ontology annotation, cellular component: membrane.
UGUCUGAGUUUAACCAGAAUGAAUCAGAGCAUAUCUUUCCAAAAAUCUACACGUAUGAAUUUGCUACUACAAGGGUAGCUGAACUCGUCAAAGUCGUUUCUCGGCGAGAUGAAAAGUCGGAUUCAAUUCAUUGAACGAGUCACGCGAGUGUGUUUUGGGAUGGUAAAUAUUGAACAUUGAACAUCGCAAGCUUUCCUGGAAUGUGCGUAUUAAUCUGUAUCAUGUCAGGAGAUUACGGCGCCAAGUAUUGAAACAAGUGGUCAUAUGACCCCUGGGCUCCAGACAACUGUUGAGCAGUUCACGGAUUGGUGAUGGGUUUUAUAUUUCAACGGAGAUACUUCUACUCCAGUGUCGUGUUAUUGUGCAUAUCCGUGUACCUUUAUAUCAGUACAUGGGCCAUGUCAAAUCGGUCGACAUUGAAACAAGACAAUCUUCGCAAAGUCACCGUAAAUUAUGGGGUGGUAAAUGGUCGAACGAACGUCGUCGCUCGUCCUAUGGGAAACCUUUCUUCACAUGGAAUUCAUGAGGGUCACCUAUCUAACGCAACACACACGAGGAAACGUAUGUCAGACACGUUGCCUACCGUGACAUCAGCACGUCGUUCUUCCUCGACAGCAGCAGCAACGCCACCAACAGGAACAACAGUAUUCCCUCCUACCUUAGUACGAGGUAAAGACAUAUCUCCCUUAAUAUCGGAAUUCUUUCAACUGAAGUCUAAUGAGACAAAAGACCAUUUUGUUAAUCUUCACAGGUUCCAGUUUUCCCUUAACACAAAUGCUUGUAGAUCUGGUUCCACUUUCUUGGUUAUUAUCAUUCAUUCAGCUCCUGGCAAUACCAAAAAGAGGAAUCUGAUACGAGAAACCUUUGGAUCGAUUGGAUCUUACAGAGACAGACAUAAAACCGUUGUAUUCAUGUUAGCAGCGCCGAAGCAACAACGAGAACGGGAUGCUUUGCGAUACGAGUCCCAAAUGUAUGGCGAUAUUGUGCAGGGGAAUUUCCCAGACUCCUACAAGAAUCUUGUGAGAAAACACAUCAUGGCAAUGCACUGGUUCAAGUACAACUGCAACGCGAAACAUAUAUUGAAGUUGGAUGACGACACGUUUGUGAACCCAUACAGAAUUAUUGACCACAUUCUGAGCACUAAACCUGAAGGGCUCACUAUUGGAUGUAAAUUGUUACGAGGACAAGGUCCUAUCAGAAACAAAAGGUCAAAAUGGCACACCCCAGAAUCGGAGUAUCCCUUUUCUGCUCUGCCGCCAUUUUGUUUAGGCUUCGCCUACCUGACAACUCCAGAAAGCUGGGCUGCCAUGUACAAGGUUUCUGAAACCAACAGACUAAUGAGCAUGGAUGACGUGUAUGUGAGUGUUGUGUUGGCCAUGAAAGCCGGGGUACAAAGAACAGACUUCAGCGACAUUUUGGUGCAGUGUCCAUGGAAUAAGACAUUUGAUUAUAAGGAACUUAACCGAAAAGCAAUUGUCAUUGACCGGGGAGCUCAUUGUGGUCCUAUUCCCUUUAGACACUGGAAACAAAUACAAUAUGAUAAUGAACACUGAUGAUUGAUAUUUACCAACAGAAUAAUCUCAAACAAAUGUAUUUUCGACGUCGUGUAUCAGGCGAUGUCAUUUAGAUAAUAGACGCACCUAUAGAACUUGAAUUUUUGAAGAUUUGUCAAUAGUCGAAAACGUUCAGUAGUUGUGAAUUUCUUUUUAGAAACAUAAUACGGUUAUUUCGCAAUACAACACAUGCUUCUUUUCAUCAAAACAUUGAACCUCAUCUGAAACUUCAAGGCCUUAGGCGUAUUCUUAAUCAAAA